CGUCACCACGGGAAGACGUCGCAUCUGGUCUUUGGGAAACACGAUUAUCGAGAAUAUAAUACGCGAGUGCUUUUGGGAUGAGCGACUGAUGGGUUGUUAAUUAGGGAUGCAAGGCGUACGUGAUGAUAUCUCUGAGUUUUGUCGUGCUUCUGACAGUGUUGGACCCUUGUGUACCCUUUUUCCAUCAUCAGUUCGCUGUUCGUGUACCUGGUGGGCCGUCGAAGGCGGACGAGAUUGCCCACGAACAUGGCUUCAUCAAUCAUGGACAGAUUGGCACCCUGAAGGAUUUUUUUCUCUUGUCACACCCACACAUUAGCAAGAGAUCGCCCAAUGCCAGCAUCGACUACGAGAUCAGACUGAAAAACGAUCCACAGGUGCGAUGGGUGAUGCAGCAACGGGAGCUCCGGAGGACGAAGCGCGACCACCACUGGACCCCUAGGCACGUCAUGAGGCAGUCCAGCUCCCCGUCAUUCCCGGAUCCAUUGUUCAAGGAACAGUGGUACUUGAAUGGAGGCGCAGCCGACGGGUUGGACAUGAACGUGGGGUACGCCUGGAGAAAGGGGUACACGGGUAAAGGGGUUGUUAUAACUAUCUUAGACGAUGGUAUCCAGCCUAACCACCCCGACCUGUCACAGAAUUAUGACCCUGCGGCAUCGACAGACAUAAACGGGAACGAUACGGACCCGACCCCGCAGGACAAUGGGGACAAUAAACACGGUACCAGGUGCGCGGGAGAGGUCGCCGCGGUCGCCUACAAUAGGUAUUGUGGCGUCGGUAUCGCAUACAAUGCCAGCAUCGGAGGCGUCCGCAUGCUAGACGGCCUUGUUAACGAUGCAGUGGAAGCGCAAGCGCUCGGAUUCAACACCCAUCACAUUGAUAUCUACAGCGCUUCCUGGGGACCCGAGGACGACGGCAAAACCGUCGAUGGCCCCGGCCCCUUAGCUAGAAGGGCUUUCAUAAAUGGAGUCACUAAUGGCAGGGGAGGCAAAGGUUCUAUUUUUAUAUGGGCGUCGGGCAACGGCGGAAGGCACACGGACUCCUGUAAUUGCGACGGCUACGCUAAUAGCAUAUUUACGAUAUCAGUAUCGAGCGCCACUCAAGGCGGAUAUAAACCUUGGUAUUUGGAGGAGUGCUCGUCCACUUUAGCGUCGACUUACAGUUCGGGAACGCCAGGAAGGGACAAAAGCGUUGCCACUGUUGACAUGGACGUUCAAUUACGGCCUGAUCACAUAUGCACAGUCGACCAUACUGGCACUUCGGCCUCUGCACCUUUAGCCGCCGGGAUAUGUGCGUUAGCUUUAGAAGCGAAUCCUUCGUUAACUUGGAGAGACAUUCAACAUCUUGUCGUUAUGACUUCACGAUCCCAGCCUUUAGAAAAGGAAGAGGGAUGGAUCGUUAAUGGCGUCAAAAGAAAAGUCAGUCAUAAGUUUGGCUACGGACUAAUGGAUGCAGCUCAAAUGGUCACAUUAGCGGAACAAUGGACUACGACGCCGCCCCAACAUAUUUGUAAGUCCCAAGAAAUAAAUGAAGAUAAAUCUAUAGAGACGUCUUUUGGCUACACUAUUUCUGUACAUAUGGACGUGAACGGCUGCAGUGGGACAAUGAACGAGGUCAGAUAUUUGGAACAUGUUCAAUGUAAAAUUUCACUGAGCUUUUUCCCAAGAGGUAAUUUGCGAAUACUGCUUACGUCGCCAAUGGGAACUACGUCUACCCUUUUAUUCGAGAGAACGCAUGACGCGAUCAGUUCCAACUUCGACGACUGGCCAUUUUUGAGUGUACAUUUUUGGGGUGAAAACGCAGAGGGCCGAUGGACGCUCCAGAUAAUAAACGCCGGGAACAAUCACGUAACACAACCGGGAGUGUUAAAAAAAUGGCAGUUAAUUUUUUAUGGCACUGCUACGAAUCCUUUACGUUUGAAUAAAGGUAAUUUCAAGACCAACUCUUAUCAGCAGGAAAAAUCCUACCACAUAAACGAUGUUUAUGAUGCUUCUGAGUAUUCCCAAUUUCUAAACGAGAUCGAGCUUGGAAUUUCCGAUCGACGAAGUUAUCCGAAAAACAUUCCCUCGGCGCAGCGAAAAAAUGUAUUGGCGGACGCGAACGAUAAGCAAGUACAGAGAUUGUGCGACCCGGAAUGCGAUUCGCAGGGCUGCUACGGGAAGGGUCCCACUCAAUGUGUUGCUUGUAAGCAUUAUCGAUUGGACAAUUCUUGUGUAUCUAGAUGCCCGCCACGUAGUUUUGUGAACCAAGGAGGCGUGUGUUGGCCCUGCCAUGAAUCGUGUGAAACGUGUGCCGGAGCAGGACAAGAUUCAUGCCUAACAUGUGCCCCGGCACAUUUACUUGUCAUUGAUUUAGCUGUAUGCCUUCAACAAUGCCCCGAUGGGUAUUACGAAGAUCCCGAUGCGAAUGCUUGUUAUCCCUGUGCGGAACACUGCGAUAUGUGCUCAGAACGUGCAGAUAUGUGCUCCUCGUGCGCCCAUAAUUAUGUUCUGUAUAAUGGAUCUUGUUUAGCCGCAUGCCCACCCGGCACAUUCCAAAAAGACGAUUUCGGUUGCAUGCCCUGCGACGAAACAUGCGAGUCUUGUCAUGGACCGAGCAACACGGAUUGUGUUUCAUGUAAAAUAGGAGCUUAUGCUUUUAAAAACCGCUGUAUCCCUAAAUGUCCCGUGGGGUACUACGCAGAUGCACAAAGAAGAGAAUGCUUACCAUGUCCAAUCGGUUGUUCAAUUUGCACGUAUGCCGUUUGUUCCGUUUGCAAAGAGAAAUGGAUUCUUACUAAAGGAGGAAAUUGUCUUCCGGAUGGCAAUGACAAAUGCGACACCAGCGAGUAUCACGAGGGAGGUCGUUGUAAAAAUUGCCAUUCGACUUGCGAGAAAUGUAGCGGUCCAAAUGAGUGGGAUUGUUUAUCUUGUUCAAGCCCUUUGUUAUUGCAAGGAUCGAGAUGUGUAGCUGAAUGUGGACAAGGGUUUUACCAGACCGCUGGUAGAUGUUCGCCGUGUUUGCACACAUGUUCUUCUUGUGUUUCGAGAUUGAAUUGCACGUCUUGUGCUGGUGCCUUACGCCUGCAAUCUGGGACUUGUCGGGCGACUUGUGCGCCCGGCUAUUAUCCUGAUGAAGGGACGUGUUCGAAGUGUUAUUUAUCAUGUGAGACAUGUACCGGGCCUCGAAGAGAUCAAUGUGCUUCCUGUCCUCCCGGUUGGAGAUUGGCAGCAGGGGAGUGUAGACCAGAAUGUCCUCAGAACUUUUUUCCCUGGGGGGACAGUUGCCGUCGCUGUCAUCAUUACUGCCAAGAUUGUCACGGCGCAGGACCACAACGGUGUACGUCUUGCCCACCACACUUUUCGUUGGAAGGUGGGCUGUGUGUGGAGUGCCUUAGUUCCCAGUAUUAUGAGCCAAGAACGAGGACCUGCCGUCCAUGUCAUGACUCGUGCAGAUCAUGUUCAGGACCCGGUCCAACUAGUUGUGUCACUUGUGCACAUCCACUGCGAUUAGAUAGGGUGAAUCAAAAAUGCUUGCCGUGCUGUACGGAAAGCUUAUCGUUGUACACCAGUUACAAUCAAACUGAUUGUUGUCACUGUGAUAAAGACAUUGGUGGUUGUCUUAACGGAUCGUCGGCUGGCAAGCGGCGGAUAGCUGAAAACAUACGAACACACAUAACUAGGUCAUUCUUUGUUGACGAUUCUAUCAAAGAUUCCAGUAUCAUAGACCGCAACUUGCUGACUGUAUGGAGUAUAGGCUCUACUUUAUUGGCUGUUAUAGCCAUUGUCAUUAUUAUUAAGCUAAAAACAAGGCGGCAAAACCAUCACGCUUUGUUUCCGAAAACAGAAUACUCCCAACUGACCACCGUCGAUGAGGAUCUGGUAGUUCUAACGUCAUCAACUACACUGGCCAGUGAAAACAGACAAACUAUGUGUGAGGAACCAACAUAGCGAAAUAUGUCAAUACCGGUAGAUUAUACAAUACAGACUGAAAUGUAGAUGGAUUACAAAUUGUACAUAUUUGUAUAACCGUUGACGAAUGUCAUAGAGUGGAUAUGAUAUUUAAUAUCUAGAUACGAUUUUGUUUUUAUCUAUUAAAUGCUAUUUAUGUUACUUGGUCCGUUACUAUAAAAAUCUUUUGCAAAAAUAUAUAUUUAUGGUCUAAAAAAAAAGGUGUAGCAUAUCCAAAAAAAAUACUAUAAAAAUGUUUUAAAAUUUGUGGCCGUCCAAAUUAAAAAGGACCUUAUGGCGCCCGGCACUUCGCCAUUAUUGCCGUUGUUUUGUAUUCGAACAGCUGCCAUAAGGUCCCUUUUGAUUUAGACGGCCACAUUUAAUAUAAUCUAAAUAUUAUAUUU
Molecule: messenger RNA, 4330 nt
Organism: Plodia interpunctella (Indianmeal moth)
Lineage: Eukaryota; Metazoa; Arthropoda; Insecta; Lepidoptera; Pyralidae
Product: furin-like protease 2
Exons: 12
Coding region: 123-3926 (1267 amino acids)
Biological process (GO): peptide hormone processing
Cellular component (GO): neuron projection; membrane
Molecular function (GO): serine-type endopeptidase activity
Source: RefSeq, a predicted model, not a curated record